Messenger RNA from Dracunculus medinensis (Guinea worm), 585 nucleotides. The record is from the annotation of a GenBank genome assembly. Lineage: Eukaryota; Metazoa; Nematoda; Chromadorea; Rhabditida; Dracunculidae.
AUGUACCAAAGAAAUUUGCAAGCAUCGCUAAAUGAAAUGAGCCUUCCAAAGCGGAUAUAUUCUAACGUGGAUGUGAUCAACAAUCGAAAUCUUAAUGCGUGCCCGAAUUGGAAUUGUAAAAUUGAGAAUGGACAAAAAUCAAACCAAAGAUUACGAGAAUAUGAUGCCAUUGUCAUGCAUCCUUCAGAAGGAUUUAAUAUCGAGUAUGAUUAUAAACCACCGCCCGAGCAAUAUUUCGCUUUUUUUAGCCAAGAAUCUCCCGUUAAUACAGGCAAACUUUUGGAACCACGUACGUUCAAUUUCUCUCUUAAUUUUCGUCGUGAUAGUCCAGUAUCAUCGCCAUAUGGGUAUGCUGUAAAAUUAGCUCCAAAAUCAAGGAAAUUUGGAACUGUUAUUGAUGAAAGAAUAAUAUCCGGCAAAAGCCAUCCUAUAACAUGGUUCGUAAGCAAUAGUAAAACAGAAAGUAGGCGAGAGCUUCUCGUCGACGAACUAAAGAAGCAUAUCAAAAUUGAUAUUUAUGGGACGCAUGGCAGCCUUAUUUGUCCAAGAAAUAGUGAAUGCGAAGAUCUACUGGAUACAAAGUAA